Molecule: messenger RNA, 4706 nt
Organism: Onychostoma macrolepis
Lineage: Eukaryota; Metazoa; Chordata; Actinopteri; Cypriniformes; Cyprinidae
Gene: arhgef9b
Product: Cdc42 guanine nucleotide exchange factor (GEF) 9b
Exons: 15
Coding region: 492-3875 (1127 amino acids)
Molecular function (GO): protein binding; guanyl-nucleotide exchange factor activity
Source: RefSeq, a predicted model, not a curated record
UAGGUUUUGUGUAUUGUGUUCAUUUACUAUGUAGAUUAUGACGCUCGCCGCUGCACUGACAAACACACUCGGCAUCGAAUUCAGUUUAAAGUUCAGUUUCAAAUCCACAUUUGAUUCUGAAUGUAAACGCGACUGACCCAGCUAAACGCUGCGCUGUGUUUGGAGCUGGAGUCUUUGUAGUUGCAGUGGAAGAGUGGCAGAAAUAACUGGAUCAUGACUUCAAACUUAAUGAGAGGAACUGGGCGUGUGUGUAUGUGGCGUCUGCUCGGUCUCUGUGGGGCAUCAGGCUGAGAAAACCCUCCAGCGCUCCUGAGCAUGCUGUGGAUUAACAAUCGGACAAAUCAUUAUAUUGGAAAACCACAGCUGACGUCAAAGGAUUCGCACAAAAUGAUUUCAAUUAUUCUAUGAGACAAACAUUCUACUUUGAUUUUCCCAAUGAUGAUAAAAAUGAUGCUUCCUAAGCUGGACACCUGACAUUAAAAUGCGAGAGGAUGGAUAGCGCAAUCAGCCCCGCGUCAGAGUCUGGUCUCUCCAAUGGAUUUGUCAAUAGCAUGUUCAACGUUUCAGUUGACGAAGAGAGCAAAGCUGAGAUCUCAUGGAUUCCAGAAUGCAAUUCCUCAGACUCCAUUAUUCCCGGUCAGACGCUCAGAAGAGAAAAACAGGAACCGGUGCGGCGCUCCAGGACAGCGGCCAUCUGGAGGAUCCUGCAGCGCCGCAAGACCCCCUCGAACCUGGACAGACGACCUCACUCCGUCAUCCUCCCCGGUGAAGCAUCCUUCCUCAAACUCUCCAUCUCUAACAAAGUCAGGUCCUUCAAGAAACUAAAAUCCCCGUCUGUUUUCAGAGGGAAGGCCGGUAAGAUUUCUGAUGAAAAAUCCAGCAUUGACCUUAAAGUCGAGGCCGAUGAUGUGUACAUGUGCAAGGACUCUCCUUCUUCAGACUUCAAGCAUGUGUUUAGGAAUAAAGCCAAGAGACAUUCAUUCGCAGGACACACUGCAGACUUCUACUGUUCGUUUGAGGACAUCACCCCCGCUGCAACCCCAGACAACAUCCAGCAGGAGACCAAAAACACUGUUAGCAACCAAAACGGGUGUAAGCUGUCAGAAAGAGUCAUUUAUACAAAGAAAUCUCACCCUAACUACAACAAUUCGACAGAACAGGACAACUCCUGCGCGAAGCAAAGCCUCAAGAUACCUCAAAGAAGACGCUGGUCCAGGGGGGGUGACGUUUUGAAUUACUUGAGAGGAAUUUCCAUCAAAGGAAAAGGAAGUCAAACGUUGACAGAGAGUAGUUUUGAGUCAAUGAAUGCCUUGGACAAAACCAUUGAUUCCGACUACGGCUCGGUCAAUUUUGAACUGGUCAAGGAUUUGAACUCUACACCCGAACAAACAGGGAUUGAUGGCAAAAGCAGCCAUUUCCGAGGCAUUCUCCGAUUUUUCAACACCGUGGCCGAGACUGCAAUGAAAUGGAGAAACUCGUCCCGCUCAUUCUCCCCCCCUGAAGGACAGCAGUCACCUCUCGGAGUGAGAAAGACGCAGGAGUCCGGAGAACUCAUAACUUUGACAGUCAGGAGCGAGCAGAAAGCCGAUACCUCAGUUCACGGUAAACCCGCGUUAUCUGCGGUCUCGCCUGUUAAUGCCAUGGUGGACUGCUCUCCUCCGGUGGUGCUGAAGGCCUGGAGAACAUGCCCAGACUCUCCGAGAGAUAACAGCUCCCUGUGCAAUAACUCGGACGAAUCGCAGUCCCAGCUCAGCUCGACUCACAUCUCUCUAGCCACCAUCGAGAGCCACCCGAGAUGUGAAGAACCAGAGCCACCAAAAGAGACACAGACUGGCUUUGAAAACACAGAGAUCCCACAUCACUCGUCUAGCAAAGCUGUUGAUGAAAACCAAGAUGUUUGCACGGAUAGGAAAAAGAUGAACUGCCCGGAGGACAUAUUUAAGACGCUGUCGCGGCCCCGGGGUCAGUCGCCUGCAGAUCCUCCUCUCAAAGCUCUGCUCCAGCGGUGUCGCUCUCUGCCGCUGCCCACCACACUGUCCGCCCUGGAGCCCAUCGCCCUCACACACGUGCUCACUCCUCCAGCUAAAACCACGGCUAAAUCAGUCGUUCUCCGCAUGAGGAACAGCAGCACAGGAUCCAACAGACGGAAGCGGUUUAGACCAGGAUCUGGACCACUGCACAUCAACAUGUUGAUCAGCGGCGGUUCAGUGGUCAGCGCCGAGGCGGUAUGGGAUCAUGUGACGAUGGCCGAGAGGGAGCUGGCCUUCAAGGCUGGAGACGUCAUCAAGGUCUUGGACGCCUCCAAUAAAGACUGGUGGUGGGGUCAAAUGGAUGACGAGGAGGGCUGGUUCCCCGCCAGCUUCGUGAGGGUUGAUCCGCACCCUCCUCAACCUUACACAAAACCAGUUUUCUAUAUCAACCCUAUAGCAACUCCAAGGUUCCAUAACACAACAGCAAAGCUGUGGGUUAACCAGGAACAUGCGGGCACAGAAUCGGCCGAGAGUGCCGGCGAGGUGCAGAACGGACACACCGACCCCAGCAACGGCUGUCUGUGCAUCGGCCAACCGCUGCAGAACCGAGACCAGAUGAGGGCCAACGUCAUCAACGAGAUCAUGAGCACUGAGCGCCACUACAUCAAGCACCUGAAGGACAUCUGUGAGGGAUACUUGAGGCAGUGUCGAAAGAGGAUUGACAUGUUCAGUGACGACCAAUUGAAAGUGAUUUUUGGAAACAUCGAGGAUAUCUACAGAUUUCAAAUGGGAUUUGUGCGGGACUUGGAGAAACAGUACAACAUCGAGGAGCCCCAUCUUAGUGAAAUUGGACCGUGUUUUCUGGAACAUCAAGACGGUUUCUGGAUCUAUUCAGAGUACUGCAACAACCACCUGGAUGCGUGCAUGGAGCUCUCCAAGCUGAUGAAGGACGGCCGCUAUCAGCACUUCUUCGAAGCCUGUCGCCUGCUCCAGCAGAUGAUCGACAUCGCCAUCGACGGCUUCCUCCUCACCCCGGUGCAGAAGAUCUGCAAGUAUCCACUGCAGCUGGCCGAGCUGCUCAAGUACACAGCACAGGACCACAGUGAUUACCGUUAUGUGGCAGCAGCGCUCGCUGUCAUGAGGAACGUGACCCAGCAAAUCAACGAGCGCAAAAGAAGACUGGAGAACAUCGACAAGAUCGCUCAGUGGCAGGCCUCAGUGCUGGACUGGGAGGGUGAUGAUAUUCUGGACAGAAGCUCAGAGCUGAUCUACACGGGCGAGAUGUCGUGGAUCUAUCAGCCGUAUGGACGGAGUCAGCAGAGAGUCUUCUUCCUGUUCGAUCAUCAGCUGGUCCUGUGCAAAAAGGACCUGAUACGCCGGGACAUUCUUUACUACAAAGGGCGCAUUGACAUGGAUCGCUACACGGUGAGAGAUGCCGUUGAUGGACGGGACGACGACUUUAUUGUCAGCGUGAAGAAUGCGUUCAAGCUGCACAACAAAGACAGCGAGGAGAUCCACGUCUUCCUGGCCAAGAAGCCGGAGGAGAAGAUCCGCUGGCUGAGGGCUUUUCACGAGGAGCGCAAGAUGGUCCAGGAGGACGAAAAAAUCGGCUUUGAGAUCUCUGAAUAUCAGAAACGACAGGCUGCCAUGACGGUGCGUAAAGUGGCCAAACAGAAAGAUUCAUUGAUAGAUAUCAUCUUGAGAAAGAGGGCCAUUUUAUAUGGACAUGGUGUGAGCCAGAGCAGGUGCGUCUCCCCGGCGGACCCCUCGCCUCACGGACCCCUCAUGCCCUCCGAUGACCCUCUACACUCAGACCUAGUCGAAUUCCACCUCUCCAAAUCAGGACAAUCUCCAUUCUGGCAAAACUUCAAUAAGCUGGCGUCGUUAAAAAAUGGGAAGAAAUAGUUCACUCUGUGUUUGAGGGCUCCCAGCAAUGAAGUUCAAGCUCAAGUGUAUUUAUUACGGACCUUAUGAACCUCCAUCUGGAUAUCACUGACAAUCCCGAGGCUGAUGCGAUCGCACCCAGACGCUCACGUGUGUCAUGCACUACUACUGUAUCUCCACUUUGAAGGCCAAAUUCAGUCGAACUGAUACUGGUGCUCUUUGGCCUGCUGUGACAAUGACAGAGAUGCGUCUCAAAGCUUCAAAGACAUUUGCUCCACAGGUUAAGCAUGAAGAGCAUCCAAACACGUGUCACUACAAAUUAAGACGCGGGGUGUCAGAUUGUAAGCUUUACACACAGUUAACAAUCAAAUCGUCUAAACAGGGUAUCGCUUUCUAAUUCACAGAGGUGAUUUUGUCAACCUGAGGAACACAGACUUUGACAAUAUGAUUAUUCCUAGUGUUAGUGAACAAGAUUUGUGUCACAAUCUCGUACCGUGCUCUCCUCAAUCAAUCACACAGGUUGUAUACUGACUGAACUCAUUUCAUAUGAUAAAUAUAGAUGUUUUUGUAUGUCUAUAAAAGGUAAAGUAGAUUUUUGAAUUUGCCUCCAAAGGGGGUUAUUUUUGAUUGUAUUAUAUGAUUACAUAAGUACUCUGUAGUAAGCACACUGAAACCAUUCAUAUGCUUUGUAUUUGAGGUUUUAUUUUGUUGUUGUUGUUCCUUUGUAAUAGCCACACUAAAUACUAUUUAUUAUUGUAGUUUAUGGCAAAUAAUGAGCAGGUGUAAUGUACAGAACUCCUGGGCCAUGAAAAUAUAUAUAUAUAUAUAUAUAUAUACAGCGGGUAAAAUAAG